CGGCUCGACUCGAGAGCUCGAGAUCCAAAAUUAUUUAUUAUUUUGUUGAAAUCUGACUUGUACUUGUGCUCGUCAUUCAGUGAUUUUAGGCGGCUGAGAAAUUAUUAAAGUGAAAAGCCUUCGGCGGCUUAAAGUUUAAUAUCUAAGCUUAUUUAUUUAAAACAAUAAUAAUUGUAUCCUAGGCGAGUGGCUUUACUUUCACAGCACAAAUCUAAAUUUAUUUUCAUAAAAUUUUCAUUUUAAAGGAAUUUCAUUGUAACGUGAAAGAUUUUUGUCUAUUCUCUUUUAUUAUUUCUUAAACAUAAGUGAUUCGGUUUGUGCUCUUUGUGUUGAAUUGAUAUUGUAUCAGUGCAAUAACCCUAAUUGUUCUGAAAUGAGUGUGCGUAUUCUGUAUUCCUUAUGAGAAUGACACAUUCGCUAUUAUUAUAAUGGGCUUUGUUAUCUGAUAUAGUUUAGAAGAUUUAUUUAGUUAUUAUAAAUCAAUUGCAACAAUGGGCAAGUUUUCCGGAAAGAAAUGCCGGCUGCUCUCCAUGCUGUGGCUGACAUGCAGCUUCUUCUUUGUGGAGCUGAUUGUCGGCUAUGUCACCAAUUCCAUGGCCCUGGUGGCUGACUCGUUUCACAUGCUGAGUGAUGUCGCUGCGCUUGUCAUCGCCUUCUUGUCAGUUAAAAUGUCACCAAAGAAAUGGUCAAAGAACACCUUUGGCUGGGCCCGCGCCGAAGUCCUGGGGGCUCUCGUGAACGCCGUGUUCCUCGUGGCGUUGUGCUUCAGCAUCACGGUUGAAGCCGUCAAGCGCUUCUUCGACAACGACUACAGGAUACACAACGAGAAGCUGCUGGUCGCAGUCGGCACAUUGGGCUUGGUGCUCAAUGUUAUAGGGCUAUUUUUGUUCCAUGAACACGGCAGCAGUCACGGGCACUCUCACGGUGGCGUGCCGCCGCCGGCCAACGUGCGGCACCUGACCGAGAUCGUGAACAGCAACGCCGACAUGGCGCUCGGCCACAACGCCGCGCCCGAGGAGACGGACGAGAUGGUCGCCCGCAGCGCACCGCCCAACAACAACAAGCCGCCCUGUCGUCAGGCCACGGACCCUGGACAUAUGAACAUGAAGGGGGUGUUCCUGCAUUUAUUGUCCGACGCGUUAGGUUCCCUCAUAGUAGUCGCGUCGGCAUUAGUAGUAUGGCUCACCAGGUGGCCCUACAGAUACUACCUCGAUCCCGCACUUAGUUUAGUUUUAGUUAUCCUAAUUCUCUUGUCUGUGUGGCCUCUGCUCAGAGAAUCUGCUUUAAUUCUUCUGCAAACUGUACCUACACAUAUUCAGGUGGACGCGAUACAGCGCCGCCUGCUGGAGAAAGUGGACGGCGUGUUGGCCGUACAUGAGUUCCACGUUUGGCAGCUGGCCGGUGAUAGAAUUAUUGCCAGUGCCCACAUACGGUGUAGAAACUUGUCAGAGUACAUGAAAAUAGCGGAGAAGGUGAAGGAGUUCUUCCACAAUGAGGGAAUCCACUCCACCACUAUACAGCCGGAGUUCGUUGAGAUACCCUUAGACGGCAAUGAGGUGUUGACCGGUAACGCGGGCGAGGCGCCGUGCGCCCUGCACUGCCCCGCCGACGACCUCUGCCACAACGCCACCUGCUGCGGACCCAACCAGCAGGAGCGAACGACACCAUCCCCUGCAGUGACGCCGUAUCUUUGUAGGCAGAGGAACAUGGGGUCUAGGACGGAGUCCAUGAACUCCGCAUUGGCGGCGGGGACGCCUGGCGCGAACUCGGCUAGGCAUUUAGACGCUUUGGAGUGCGGUUCUCUGCUGCCGACGCCGGCGGUCCAAGACGGUCGGCUGGCCGUCUGACAGCCGCUGCGCAUCGCCGCGAUAUCCUAAGUUCACUGAAACAAGUGCCGCGGUAACACAGCCAUUAAACUGAACCGUUUACAGCUGGAAAAUACUACAUGUGAAAAUAUCCUGUGGAAACAUACGGUGGGAUAACGUUCGGCACUGUGAUCCUUCCGUUGCAUUGUAGUACAAAAUAAGGAAGACCGCCGCAGCGAUCUAUCCCGUGAGGUGUGCCGAGAUCGAUAUGUAAGGUUUUCAAUCCGAUUUUAUAUCGAGCGAAUUAUUUUAUCCUGUAACAACCAUGUAGCAAAUGUAGCAAUAUCGCUAAUUAACUAUACGCUGACAUAUCAGCCUUUCAGACCCAUCCUAUUCACAAGUAAAUUAAAUAAAAAUGACGUUAUCUAAUCCUUAUUAGACUAUAUAUAUGGUUGACUGGUAGAGAAUGCCUUUUGGCAUUAAGUCCGCCAUUUGUACAUUUCUCUUUGUUUGUGCAAUAAAGUUUAAAUAAAUAAAUAUUAGUUAUUCAAAUACAUUUUCAGCUGAAAUGGAAGGAUCAGUUUUAGUCAUAGAUAUGGGGCCAUUCCAUAUGAACGAAAGUUACGAAAUGAGUACAGUUUCGGUAAUUAGUACAGUUUUUGGAUAAUGGUAAAAAAUGUAUACAUGUUCAUGUUCAUGGCCGGGACUGCUAUGGCUAUGUCGAUGUGAAAGUACGUGCUAUGUUGCUAGGCCCUAGUGUGGAGGACUUAAAAAGAACUGAAGUGAGUCUUGAUAUCUUCAUAAUCGAUCGUGCAGGCGUAUCUUACGAAAUAAGCGAUUCAAUGGGUAUCUACUGAUUUCUUUCCGGUUAUAAGAAUAUAUUUAGAUAAUCUGGCUAUUCAUAUUACUUACUACAUUUAAAACGCUAGUAAAGUAGUAACAAUUAUCAUUUUGCAUUAAGAGUAUGAUUCGACUGGUCUGCAAAAGAAUGUAUAUAUAUUAGGCUGAGAAUUUAAUUACUUCACUUUCGUACUAGGCCAAUCAAAUUAGAUCCAAAAAAUUGCGUUUUGAGGAAUUAAUUCCCAGCAAGCUGGAAAUCGGUUUCAUUUGGUCCUAAAUGCGUGUAAUCCGAGUACAAUUUCAAACUAUUAACAUGGUCAGUUAAAUAAUUGUCAUCUGUGUGUAAUACUGAUAACUUGAUAAGGAUCCUGACCGAAUUAAUUAUGUUACCUACCGAUUACAAAAGAAGCAUUUGUAGAAAAUAUGGGGACUCCAGAGAUAUCCAGACCUUUAAUCUGUUGGGUUUUGAUUGUUUAAUUAAUAGUUGCAGUUUAAUGUCACAGAAAAUUAUACUGUUUUUCAACUUGAUGUACUUUUCUUAUUUUUACAGUACAUAUGGUGCUACUUUCUCGCACUAGUGCGUAAAGAGCACUUUUCGUGCAUAUAUCGAAAGUUGAAAGGGACAUAUGUACUGUAAAAGGUUGUUCGAUACACGUCGAUUAGGUAAUUCGCAACUCGUGUCGAUUUAAAACACUCCCUGCGCCACACGUUUAGAAUUUCCUCUUUUCCGCACUUGUAUCGAAAAUAACUAUUUUAAUAUCAGCGGUGUCAGCAUGGUUGCAUUUUUUAUCACCUGUCACUUUCGCACUUACCUACUUGUUAGAACGUGACAGGCAUGGUGACAGUCGAUAAAAAUGCUACCGUGCUAAGCCUGCUGGUUAAUUAUUUUUAGACAUUAUGAAUGAAUGAAUAGUAUUUAUUUCAGGACAGGUCCCAUAUUAUACAUAUAUGGUACCAAGUAUGUACCUUGUUUACAAUUUAUUCUAUUUUAUGUCGUAACGUAUUACCUAUUUUUAUUUAUACGUAUUAUGAAUUAUUGUGUUUAUUUUGUCUAUGAGUUUGAGGACUAAUGUCUUCGAACCUUGAAUGAAUUAAUAAUUUUAUCCCGCUUUCAAUUAAUUUGUUGCUGCCUUCUGGUAAACGAUACCAAUGAUUUUUUUUCACUAGAUGCUACAAAUAUAUAAGUAUAUGAUAUAUUACAUUUAUGCAUAAACAAAUGUGCCUAAGUCAGCCAUUCUCAAAGUGUGCUCCGCGGACCCCUAGGGCUCCGCGAAGCGUUUUUUUUCGUUUUCCAAAAGGGUUCCGUUACCAAUAAAGUUUGCGCACCGCUGCCCUAAGUCAUUACACUUUUGUUGGUAGUAUGCGAGUUCGAGUAAUCAUCGCUCUAUCGGUCGUGAUGAAUGACAUAAUAACCAUUUGUUAGAAAUGUUUGAGUUGAAAGCUCUGGUAUGUGAUUAUUAACACAAAGUGCCCAUUUACCAUGCGAACCUACAAUUCUUAAAAAGGCUAAUUUAAAAUAAUUGUAAUAUUCUAUUUUAAACAACAAUAUUGUACUACAAGCUUUGACAAUUUGAAGGUUUUUAAAUACCAAAUUUUCGGUCCACAAAUUUAAAUUCAUUAUGUAUCACUAUUUGCUUCAGUAAGUCACUACGAAAACAUGGGUCUUUACUCCACGCUAUUGUUAGCUUAUAAGUAAAGAUAUAAUUAUAUUCUCAAAGUAAAAUACAUAACAAGUUACAUACUUACAUGAGAACAAAUUUAUAUAUCAGUACAUGCAUAAUAGAACAGCUCGUGUGUUUAGAACGAAAUAGUUGAUGACUCCUACAAAUGUUCUUAGUUCUAUAGGAUUUGAUCAGAAGUUACACACGGAAUUAGAUAGUGUUGCCGUAAGAUAUAACGAUGUACAACUAAUAAUACAUCAAAACUUAUAUAUAAUGUUAUAAACAAGUAUUAUUAUUUAGUUUCUGAUCGUUCUAUGCUUCUUUCCUAUUAUUGAUAUGUACAUUGGUAUUUAUUAAAUAUAUUGAUUUAAUUUUCGUCGGUCUCGGAUAAAAGAUUUUAAGUAAGGUAUGCAUUAAAAUCUUAUUUGUUUUUACAUUCAACCAAUAGUAAUAAUGGCGUAAGUGGCGUAAGCACAGUACACACUAAGUCCAGAGAAACACUUUUUCAAUUCAAAAAUGACUGAAAUAUAUUAAUACUAAAUAGUAUUUUUUACUACAAAUAAAAAAUACUAUUUAGUAGGUAAUCUAAUUUAUACUUUCUUUGCCUCAAAAAAGGCUUGUUUCCGUUUUAUAAUCUAUUUCAGCUCUUAUUAUACACUUUAAACGUUAUUUUACAAUAUACAUACUGUCUAAACAUAAUUAAGAUAAAUACUUUGUUUAAAUAGUACCUAAAUAAUGUGCGCAUUUUUAGAAACAGUUUAAUAUAUGAAUUCAUUAUUAUAUACUGAUAAGAUUUUAUUUGGCCUUCGCCAUGUUGCGUAUUUUCAGUGGUAAGUACUAAUUUAUUUUACUUGCAAGGAGAUUUUUUUGACAACUUUGUAACUCAUGAAAUAAAACUAUGAAAACGGAUUAUAUCGCGUAUAUUGAAUUUAUAAUACAUCCCGACGUUUCGAACUCUUUACAGCGUUCGUGGUCAACGGGUGACUGAGGAAAAAUUACAAAAUGCAAAAAUACCCACAUACUAAAAUAAUGAACAAUCAUAGACUACAAACUUUAAGGCUGGUUGUACAUGCAAAAUCGGUUCAUAAGGCUAGUUUUACACUAUAAUUAUUUUUCAAGUAAAGAUAGAUAGAUAGUUUUUCAUAGUUUUAUUUCAUGAGUAACUAUCGCGGUAACCGAAGACAAUAACUUUGAAACUUUUGAAAGUCAUAACAAGAAGAAAAUAUUUCGCAAUUAUAAACGAUUUUACCACAAAAAUACCAAAAAUAAAAAAGGUGCAAGAAAAAAUAUUUUGAAUACAAUAAAACAUUUAAAACAUCAGUAAAAGGACGAAGGAUUGCGUAGCAUUCCAAUAAACAAUGUUUUGAAAUUAGUCGUUCACAUGAGUGGUACUGACAUUUUAUUUGACUACACAUGACGCACUUUAUUGCCAUACUGGGUUAUGUAAGCUGAUUGUAGUGACACUAUCUCAGGGCCAAAUAGAAUAUUGUCAAUCAUUAUUUAUUUAUUUAUUAUAUGUUAUGAAAUACAGAACGACCCAAAAUAUGAGAACUGUUUCUUAUACUUAAAAAAUGUGAUCAUAUUUCAUAGAUUAAGGUAGGCAGUGCGGCUGUGGCAAGGCAUUAGUUUAAUGGUACCGUCAUUAGACAUGUGCGGGUAGCAAACAAGAUGCAAUAAUUUAUUUUAUAUAAAAGAAAAACACCUUUGUUUAAAAAAAUGUGAAUCACUGGCAUUCAAUAAAAAUUGUAAUAGUUUUUUUAAUAAUAUUUGUAUUAUUUUGUACAAUAGACAGAUUGGCUUUGACUGGAAAUGGCACGAGUUUGAGUAGUAAUUUUUUUACAUGUCAACAAAUAACUACGAUUUUAGUUUAGUUGUAUUCGAAUUGUUUGUGAUUAUUGAUUAUAUUAAUUGUACUCGGAUGAUAUGUUACUACAAUUAUUAAAUCUGUGUAAGAGAAUCACAACACGCUUACAAUAUCCCUUACGAUAAGGAUUAUAAAGUCUGUCAAACAACUUUGUCAGUAGAAAAAGGCGCGAAAUUCAAAUUUUCUAUUGGACGAUAACCCUUCGCGCCUACAUUUUUUAAAUUUGCUGCUUUUUUCUACUGACGGAAAUAGCUUGACAGACUAUAAUUCAUAGGUUUUGGACAGAAUAUUCUGUUAUUUUAGAUAAAGCGCAUUGUAGUUUGUAAAACUAUAUGUAGAUAAACUAUUACUUAUCUGCAUAUUAGGGACCCUAAACAAUCUAAACAAAUACAUAUUCUUUGAGCACUGAAGGAUUAGUAAUAAAACCAAAUAAUUUUGCUCAGACUCGUGCUUGCCCAGUGGAGCAUUUAUUUAUUUAAUUAUUUUGAAUAGGCGAAUCCUAAUAAAUUAGAUAGUAGACAAAUAUGAUCUUAUGCGAAGCUUAUGAACAGUGGCUCACUAGCAUAUUUUGUAGGCCAAUAGGAGUAGUAUUUUAAAAGUUAUAGGCGUUAUAGCAAACGUAACCCAUACGCCUAGCUAGACCGUAUAAACUAUAAAUACAGAAUGUACCUAAUGCGAAACAAUACAAAACAAAUAUGUUUUACUUUUAUCUUAAUUUUCUAAAGUUGUAAUUAGUGUUGCCUAAGAAUUGUAUAAUCAAUAAUCAUACGUUUCUUUUAAAAAUAAAAUUACUUGGCUUCGUUAAUAAAAUAUUUGUAAUGAAAGAUAAGACAACAAUCUUUCUACUUAAGGGGCCUUUAGUAUCCUAGAGGUGAUAUCUAUAUUAAUUUAUAAAACUUUGUUGCCAAAGAACUUGAAACAGUACCUAUAUAUUGAUUUAGUUGAAUAAAAUGAGAUGGAAUUACCCAAAUUCACAUGAACACGUAAAGCAAUAAAGGCCCUUUAUUACGCAGUCACCGAUUUGUUGAUGAUUGCCUCACAUAUUGCAUAUGAGUCGCUUAACUUCAAACUCGGGUUAAUCCAUCUGUCAGAUUAUGCGAUAUUGGUAUAACGAAAAGGUAAUAGGGUAGAUAUUUGCUGAGAGGGUCGAAUGGAUUAAGCAGAGUUUGAAGUUAAGCGACACAUAUACGGUGGUAACAGAUUAGCGACGCCACACAUCAAAUGUCGCGCCUUUUCGAGUUUUGCUGUUAACAAAAGUAAGAAACUUCGUUAUCCCGGCUGCAUGCUAUGUAAACCCCAUUUUUUAUUGAUCACCACUCUACGAAAGCGACAGCCAUUUAUUUUCACUUGAUCCGGGCACCUAGUAAAAUCCUGAAGCCUAUUUCGACGCCACUGUGGAAUACGCUACACAAACUUACUCACACUCCUACCUAUAACAUACAUAGACUGCUAAAAUUUGCAAAUCUGAUUAUUCUGCCUGUCAAUCUUAGUCUCUAACCUCCGCCUAUGAACAGCUGCCAGGUGCUUGGAUCAGAUGGUAAGAAUAGUGUGAGCAGUAUGGCACACUAACUAGGAAAAUUUUGUUGCUUUAUCAAUUGUAUACGUCUUUCCGAGGCUUGCUCUUACACCAGGCAUUACUCUUAUAUAGAAUCAUAAUUCUAUGUAAUAAAACUUUAAUUGAAAGCUAGUUAUUUGUGUGGCAUUUGUGUUACAGUGACCGUGGUGAGAUUGUUCAUUGUUUUAGAAUUUAUCAAGUUUGUAAUUGAGAUAGAAUCAUGUAGAUUGUAGACAAUAGCAUCGCGGGCUGUCGAUGCUCAAUUUUUUUUAUUAAUAUUUAUUUUAUUUAUGUACAAAACGUAGGUUAUUCAGGCAGAGCCGUAAAGUGAUACUGAAUCUGCUUGGCACAUUUUGCUUUCAAAGUGUAAGUAAUAGUUGGUACUUGGUACCUAAUGGACAUUGUGCAAUAUGGAGGGUAGGAGUUAAAUUAAAACGAGUCGCAGUAGAGAAUGGGUUUUAAGACUCGAGUUGGCAACAUUUUACCGUAAGAGUUACAUACCAUAUUUUUGUGACACUUUUAAUACCUAUACACACACAGUUGACAGUUAUAAUACAUAUACGAGAUAAUCUUUUAUCGCAUGACUUGUUUGUAAUAGAAAUUCGGCUAUUAUAUAUAUCUAUCACUUCAUUUUUUAGAUAUAAUGUAUUCACCAGUAGUAUCUCUAUCCGUUGGGUAGCAGUCGCACAAUAUUUAAAGAAAAGACAUUGACUUGAAAUAAGUCCACCUGAUAUUAGCUCAACUAUAUCACUUCCAGCAACUUUACGCGCAAUUUAACAAUUUCGAGAAUAUUAAUCGACGAACCAAACGACGAUUUGUUGAAUGCACUCUUAUUUUAUUAUUCUGUAAAGUACAUACCUAUUAUAGGCUUUGUACUAUUGCAAUAUUACUCAAAUUCUCUGUGGUUUCUCAGACAUACAGUAAACAACAUACUUGUGCCAAGCGGGUUCCUAAGGGUUUUUAUUAUUUAAAAAAAUGAUGAGUUUGACUGUUAGCUAAAUGUUGAUGUUAAUGAUGAUAUGAAUGUUAGAGGAAUAUGUGGAAUUUUCACAGUUAAUAAAAAUAUGUAUUUAA
Cydia strobilella is the source of this 8799-nucleotide messenger RNA. It is a transcript of the gene ZnT63C, whose product is annotated as proton-coupled zinc antiporter SLC30A1. The coding region runs from base 492 to 1847 and encodes 451 amino acids. Gene Ontology annotation, molecular function: zinc ion transmembrane transporter activity. NCBI's taxonomy places the organism in Eukaryota, Metazoa, Arthropoda, Insecta, Lepidoptera, Tortricidae. The transcript is spliced from 10 exons. Gene Ontology annotation, biological process: zinc ion transmembrane transport; intracellular zinc ion homeostasis; detoxification of zinc ion. The record is from RefSeq and is a predicted model, not a curated record. Gene Ontology annotation, cellular component: membrane.